AUGGUCGUUCAAGCACAAUUGAUAAUGCUACGUCUGGAAUGUUUGCUGAGCACGGAAAGCGAGAAUGUUCGUGUAGUGACCGUCGAAAUUUCUCCGAAUGAGCGCAUCAGUGUAUUACAAGAUCGGCUACGUAAGGAGCUGGAUGCGAUGGAGUUUCAAGCAAAACCAGGCACGACCAUGAUACUCUACCACGUGCAAAAGCAGAGACUCACCUAUCGCCAGGACCCAACGACAAAGCUGGACGUGCUAUUCCUCGAUGGUGUUAAAGCAUCUGCAUCCGAUGCAAGUAGUACGGCAGUGCUCCAGAAUGCAACGCAGCUUGUGCCAUGGACGAUCAUAUCGUGGUAUUUGCAGGACCAGCAGUUUACCUUCCCCGAUGCUGUCGACAUUGUGGUCGUGUGGAAGAAAAGUGAUGAGGAACUUGUGUAG
Molecule: messenger RNA, 429 nt
Organism: Peronospora farinosa
Lineage: Eukaryota; Oomycota; Peronosporomycetes; Peronosporales; Peronosporaceae
Source: the annotation of a GenBank genome assembly